UUCACGGACCGUAGAAACCUCCCAACUUUUUUUUCGUCUUCAAUUUGGUACCAAGCUACUAACAAUCCAGUGAAGAGUAAAUAUGGCGAAGCAAGUUUUACGUCUUCCUCGCAUACAUUCAGCCAAUGCACUCCAAAAACCUAACAAUCAUUAUCCAGUCCCUCCUCCACCAUGUAGUAGAUUUCUGUCUUCUUCUUCUUCUUCUUCUUCUUAUUUUUUAUCAUCAUCAUCUGAUAAUCAAAAGCAGACUAAACAACUCAAAGGUGAACCAAAAAGAUCUCUUGGAGCUUCAUUACAAAACCUGAUUUCAAACAACAAGUAUAAAGAAACCCUUGAUUUAUUUUCGAAAAUUCUUGAUUCUGGAACCGUUACUCUUGAUAGAUAUGCUUAUAAUAAAGCAGUUCAAUCAGCUGUUGAGUUGAGGGAUUUACAAAAAGCUAUUGAAUUUAUGGAAAUGACGAAUAAAUGGAAACCGGAUUCGUUUACAUAUAACGUUGUUAUUGGUGGUUUGUGCAGAGAGAAAAGAAUGAAAGAUGCUGGUAACAUGUUUGUUAAAAUGCUUCACAAGAGAAUCAAACCGAAUAAAAUUACUUUUAAUACUCUUAUUCAUGGGUAUUGUAAGGCGGGGGAUUUAGAUAAAGCUUUUGAGGUUAAAGAGAAUAUGAAAUGUGAAGGGUUUGUUCCUGAUUUACGUACGUUUAAUACUUUGUUAAGUGGGCUUUGUAGAGUGAAUCGGAUUAAAGAAGUUCUUGAAUUGUUAAAUGAAAUGAAAAUGCAUGGAUUUGUUCCUGAUGGAUUUACUAAUAGUUCUCUUAUUGAGGCGUUUUCGAGGCUUGGUGACUCUGAUGGUUUAUUGGCAGUUUCUGAAGCUAUUCUAAGUGAAGGAGUAGAGGUUAAUGCGUAUACAUGUUGCCCUUUGUUGAAGGGGAUUUGCAAGGAAGGAAAAAUGGUGGAGGCUGAGGAAAUUUUGAACAAGUUAAUGGGUAAAGGAUUUGUUCCAACAAGAGUUAUUUAUAAUACUAUUGUGGAUGGAUAUUGUCGGGUUGGUGAUGUUAAAAACGCUCUUUCUACAAUUGCGCAGAUGGAAUCAGUCGGAUUGAAUCCAGAUUGCAUUACUUUCAAUUCUGUCCUAAACAGAUUCUGCAAGAUGAAGCAGAUGAAAGAAGCAGAAGAAUUGGUCAAGGAGAUGGAGGAGAGGCGAAUUUUAUUAAGUGUGGAGAGUUAUAAUACCUUAAUCGGUGGUUACGGCAAGAAUGAACAAUUUGAGAGGUGUUUUGAGAUUCUUGAGGAAAUGGAAGAGAAAGGGCUCAAACCCAAUGAAGUGAGUUAUGGUUCUCUCAUAAAUUGGUUCUGCAAAAAGGGUAAGCUUAUUGAAGCUGAACUUCUUUUAAGUGAUGUGGGAAGUCGAAGAAUUCCUCGUGUGCAGAUGUAUAACAUGAUUAUUGAUGGUUACUGUAAGGCAAACAAUUUAGUCAAUGCUUUUCGGUUAUUUAAUGAGAUGGAGACUGAUGAGGUCUUUCCUACCCUUGUAACAUACAAUUCUUUGAUAAAUGGGCUCUGCAAAGUGGGAAAUGUAUCAAGGGCGGAACAAUUGGUUUACUCAAUUGAAGGUAAAGUUUUUUCACCUGAUGUGAUAACAUACAACUCCUUGUUAUAUGGGUAUUGUCAAGUUGGAAAUGCUCAAAAAGGUCUUGAGCUAUAUCAGAAGAUGAAGAGCAGGUCUAUAAAACCUACCUUAAUUACUUACCAUACUCUUAUUACCGGGUUCAGCAAGGAAGGAAAUGUCCAAGAAGUAGAGAAGUUGUAUAAGGAAAUGUUAGAGAAUAAUCUGCACAAACCUUCAGUUUACAUACCAUUUUAAUGAGGAUACUGUAUUGUGAGUUGGUGAUGGUAGUCAGGUAUCAGUGUGGAAUGAUUGUUGGAUUUUCGAUACUAAUCUGGAUAUGAAGGUUCAGUCUUUAAUUCAGAAUGGUCAGUGGUGCAUCCCUGAAGAAAUGCUUGAAUUCAGUAAAGCUGGAAUUUGCCGGCCCUCAAUGGUGAUUGUGACAAAAGAUUUUGGGUUGGGAAUCUUCAAGGAUUUUUAAUUGUAUCUGCUGCAUAUCACAAAGUAAGGGUAAAACUUCCAAGCUGUAGUUAGUAUUAGAAAAUUUGGACCAAAUGCAUCCAUCCCUCAACUGCUAGCAACGUGUGGAAGAUAGAGAAGUUUGUGCAUCUGAUGACAAUCUUAAGAAAAGGCUUUAAGUUAGCAUCGUAAUGCUGCUUGUGUAAGAAGGAAUUGGAAUCUAUGAAACGUCAAGAUGCCAUCUUCUUUGCUGUUGUUCUCUCCAUUAGCAGUUAUAAAAGUCCAAUCUGUAAGGAAGUCUGGUUAAUAGCUGCUUUCAGUUUGAUGAAUGAGCUGUGGUUCUUAAGAAACAAAUUUAUUUUAGAAAAUGCUAGGCCUUCUAUUCCUAAGAUGAGAAUUGUUGAAUUAGUUAAUGAGGGUGGUUAUAAAAAGGCUGCUUGUGGUUGUGGAAUACCUUUUAUGAACUUAAAGUUUUGCAGCUAUUUGGUAUUGUUUGCAGAAGGGUUAAAGUGAUUAAAGCGGUGGCAUUGGUAUUAAGUUACCGUCUGGUCUAGCUAAAUUCGGAUUUCUUUGGUGGGGAUUCAGGUGGUGGUGUUAGUGUAGCGGAAUUUGGAGGUCUGGGGAUUGCAACAAAUUAAUUAUACUGCAGUGGUUAAGGCUCUUGAAUGGGCUAUUGAAGUUGGCCAAUUUAACGUUUGAAAUCAGUCUGAUUCUAGUCCAGUUCAGAUUGGUUCUUUGCCUUGGAUUGUGCUUCAUAGAUGCACCAAUAUUUAUGUUCAGAUUAAGUGGUUAGAUCUUCGCCAUGGAUUCUGAUAAGUCAAUUUCUGUGCUGGGUGUCUAGCAUAAAAAUAGGAGUAGCUCUUGGCAGUAGUCAAGUGGUUAGGCAUUCCUCUCUGUCCAGAUUUUCUUUCAAGGAUUGAAUGUCCAAUUGAGUCUGAUUUUCACUUCGGGUGAUUGUUGUUGAGUGGAAGUCCUUUUGAGACUGUUAUUGUUCUUUUGUCCUUGUUACUAUUUGGUUGUAAUUCGGCUACUGAUGAAAUACGAUUGAUUUAUUA
Messenger RNA from Papaver somniferum (opium poppy), 3117 nucleotides. Its product is annotated as pentatricopeptide repeat-containing protein At5g12100, mitochondrial-like. Lineage: Eukaryota; Viridiplantae; Streptophyta; Magnoliopsida; Ranunculales; Papaveraceae. Bases 83 to 1861 code for a protein of 592 amino acids. Gene Ontology annotation, molecular function: protein binding. The transcript has a single exon. The record is from RefSeq and is a predicted model, not a curated record.